AAAAAAACCUAAUUCAAGAACAUGGCUACUCCUCAACCUAACCACAUUCAACACUAUCCAAAUGGUGGGGAGCUAGAACAUUUAUUCACAAGAACCAUGACUCAAGAUGACAUGCUAGGUUUAGUUCUUGUUGGAGAUUCAAAAAACUUCUUAACAACCCUACCAAAACCAAUGCUCGAUGAAAUUGGCAUCAAAGGACUAGAAAUUGAGAUCUACACACCACCAAGGAAUAAGAUCUGGGUGGCAAUUUACUAUGAUAGGGCAAUCAAGGAUUUUCGACUGGAAAAGAUUGCUUGGGCUGAAGUUCUUGUGAAGAGUGACUUCAAGGUUGGUGACAAAAUUGCUUGUUGGUCGCUUUACCAUGCCGAUCUAGGUCCAAAUGGGAUCUUAGCUUUACUGAUUGAAAAGGUUCCUAUUGACAUUGACAAUGAGGGUGGUGUGUAGCGAGGCAGGGCUGAAAAUGCUGGGGAUGGCAAGGAGCGAAGAGCUGGAGCCUCGUGCUUUGGUGUCCUUUCUAUUCUUUUUCGAGAAUAAGUGUUGAAGGCAAAUAAAUUUAUG
Molecule: messenger RNA, 558 nt
Organism: Populus euphratica (Euphrates poplar)
Lineage: Eukaryota; Viridiplantae; Streptophyta; Magnoliopsida; Malpighiales; Salicaceae
Exons: 3
Coding region: 22-444 (140 amino acids)
Source: RefSeq, a predicted model, not a curated record